AUGCCACGUCCCCCCUGCCCCCUGGCUUCCCCCCGCUCCACCCCGCGGCCAGAGCGCGCCAUAGCAAAGGGGGAGGAGGUCCUGCACACAUACGGCGACCUGUCAGACGCGCAGCUGCUGCAAACCUAUGGCUUCCUCGAGCAGCUGCCCGGCGGCUGCUCUGCCAACCCACACAACUACGCGCUGCUGCCCUACCGGCUCCUGCUGGACGGCGCCCGCCGCACGCUCGGCGGCGCGGAGGCCGCCGCCGUCGUCGGCGGGGCGCUGCUGCGUAAGAAAGAGUCGCUGCUGGGCGCCGCGGGGCUGUUGCAGGCAGCUGCGCCUGGGGAGACCGAGUUCGUGGCCACGGCGGCGGAGCCUCUGAGCGAUGAGCUGCUGACCACCGUGCAGGUCCUGCUGAUGACGUCAGAGGAGUUUGAGCAGCUGGGGUCUGAGCAGAACGAGGCAGCCGCCGCCACCGACGCCGGCACAGGCGGCGGCGGCGGAGGCGGCGGCGAGGGGCAAGCCAACGGCGGCGGCUCCGACGAGCCGGCGCCGCGGCGGCCGCGGCAGCGGCUGUCGCUGGGUCGGGACCUGCUGCAGGGGGAUUUCGGGGAGAUGGUCGGGUCGACGGUCCUGCAGGCGUGCGGACUCGCCCAGAAGCGGUACCCCGCGGCCGCCGCCGCGGCAGCCGCCGGCGCCGCGCCCGGGUCGCACGCGUGGUCGGCGGCGCGCGUGGUGGAAGGCGAGAAGGCGGUGCUGACCGCGGUCAAACGGGCGGCGCUCAUGGUGAUGGCGGAGGCGGCGGGGGACGGCGAGGAGGAGGAGGGGGAAGAUGAGGGGGAGGAGGAGGGGGAGGAGGAGGACAGCGGGUCGGAGGACGAGGAGGACAGCAGCGGCGAGGGGGAGGGCGAGGAGGAAGAGGACGAGGAGGAGGAGGCACCCAAGGGCAAGAGGGGCAAGGGCUCGGCGGCGACGGCGGCGGCGGCGGCGGCGGCAGAGCAGCAGCAGCGCGGCGGCAAGAAGCGGCGGGCCCCUGGCGGCGGCGGCGGCGACGGCGGCGGCGGCAAGGAGCCGGCGCGGGGCGAGAAGCGGCGCUCGCGGCCCGGGCUGGGCAGCGAGGCGCGGCGGCCGCACUUUGGUGACCUGACUGGGCCGACAGAGGAGGAAGUCUUGGAGUCGGAUGACUCAGACAAGGUCGGCUACAAAGGCGACGACGGCACCGCCGUCAAGGCAGCCGGCGCGCGGCGGCGCCACCCGCCGCCAGCGGCGCACCGCUACGAGACCGCCGCGGACGGCCACACGCGCGAGGUGCACGGCGGCAUGCUGGGGCCGGACGAGGAGGAGCUGAUUCAGAGUGACGACAGCGACAAGGUCGGCUACGCGUGA
Monoraphidium neglectum is the source of this 1368-nucleotide messenger RNA. RefSeq lists its product as hypothetical. Lineage: Eukaryota; Viridiplantae; Chlorophyta; Chlorophyceae; Sphaeropleales; Selenastraceae. The transcript has 4 exons. The coding region runs from base 1 to 1368 and encodes 455 amino acids. The record is from RefSeq and is a predicted model, not a curated record.